GCUAAACCCAGAGAGAAAGCAAAAGAGCACACAUGGCGACAAGAAUCAAAAUGCUCUUGUCUCUUGCCAUCUGUGCCGUGCUCGCACUCGUGCACCUUCCGUUCACCACGGCUGGCGGCGGCGAGGUGGCGGCGCCAUUUGACUACAAGAAGGCGCUCCACAGCAGCCUCCUCUACUUCGAGGCACAGCGAUCGGGCCGCCUGCCGCACAACCAGCGCGUCAAGUGGCGCGGCCACUCUGGCCUCGCCGACGGCCUACAGCAGGGCGUGGACCUCGUGGGCGGGUACUAUGACGCCGGCGACAACGUCAAGUUCGGCCUGCCGAUGGCGUUCACGGUCACCAUGCUGUCGUGGAGCGCCAUGGAGUUCGCGGACGACAUCACUGCCGCCGGCGAGUGGCGGCACGUGCUGGAGGCCAUUAAGUGGGGCACCGACUACUUCGUCAAGGCGCACACCGAGCCGUACGUGCUCUGGGCCGAGGUUGGCGACGGCGACACCGACCACUACUGCUGGCAGCGGCCCGAGGACAUGACCACGUCGCGGCAGGGGUACGACAACUGGUUCCUCCGGAGGGGGGCGAACCCAAACGUGGUCAUCGGCGCCAUCGUCGGCGGGCCGGACCACCUCGACCGGUUCAGGGACAGGCGCGACAACUACAUGCAAACGGAGGCGUGCACGUACAACACCGCGCCCAUGGUUGGCAUCUUCGCACACUUGCACGGCGAAACGGCCAUCAUGAAGAAAAGCUGA
Messenger RNA from Triticum dicoccoides, 749 nucleotides. Its product is annotated as endoglucanase 21-like. The coding region runs from base 33 to 749 and encodes 238 amino acids. The record is from RefSeq and is a predicted model, not a curated record. NCBI's taxonomy places the organism in Eukaryota, Viridiplantae, Streptophyta, Magnoliopsida, Poales, Poaceae. Gene Ontology annotation, biological process: carbohydrate metabolic process. Gene Ontology annotation, molecular function: hydrolase activity, hydrolyzing O-glycosyl compounds. The transcript is spliced from 2 exons.